Messenger RNA from Pseudogymnoascus destructans, 2352 nucleotides. RefSeq names its product Putative actin patch assembly and actin polymerization protein (gene LSB5). Gene Ontology annotation, molecular function: ubiquitin binding; phosphatidylinositol binding. The record is from RefSeq and is a predicted model, not a curated record. The transcript is spliced from 7 exons. The coding region runs from base 308 to 1516 and encodes 402 amino acids. NCBI's taxonomy places the organism in Eukaryota, Fungi, Ascomycota, Leotiomycetes, Thelebolales, Thelebolaceae. Gene Ontology annotation, cellular component: actin cortical patch. Gene Ontology annotation, biological process: actin cortical patch localization; actin filament organization; endocytosis.
UGGCAGUUGUAAUCAAUAGCCUUCAUCUCAAACACCCUCUUCAUUGGACCGAGAGAGAAUCCUUGUUAGCUGUGCAGCAAUUAUCCAACAGGCACGUUACCGCAGCUCAUAAACAAGGGUUCACUGCUCCUUCCGAUAUUGCCAGAUAGUGGUCGAGAGCAUACCGAACACAAGAAUAACAACGAUAUUGCCUCACGAGCACCACCCACUGCCCUCUCUCUCUUCUCUGCAUCUUGAACUGUGUUUGGAACUCUGAACCACAGCGUUAUAUGGCCGUAGUGCUUUGGAUACCACAUUAUUAUCAACAAUGUUCAGCUCUAAAAAGCCAUACUCCUCGGUUACGGUCGCCAUUGAGCGCCUCACAAGUGAGCAGUUCGAGGAAGAUGACCUGAGCGGGAUCCCGGAUCUAGUUGAAGCAAUCGGUUUGCAAGCAACAGGGCCUGCGGAAGCCGCGAGAGCUAUCCGGAAGAAACUGAAGUAUGGCAACCUCCAUCGCCAACUCCGAGCACUUACCAUCCUUGAUGGCCUCAUGCAAAAUGCAGGGUCACGGUUUCAGCGAGCCUUUGUCGAUGAACCUCUUCUUGAGAGAUUGAGAGUCUGCGCAAACUCGCCCAUGUCGGAGAAAGAAGUACGGGCUAGAUGCCAAGUUCUCUUUGCUGGUUGGGGGCAUACUUAUAAGAGCACGCCCGGAUUGGAAAGGAUUGCUCGCUUGAACAAGGAACUUCCAAAGCGGAAGCAGGUAGUCACUCAAGAUAGAUCCAAAGUACUAAAGGAAACUGAGCGGGACCCAUUCGAAGACGAGGAGGAUGACGAGGCUGAGCAGGCUGCCAGCAGUUCCGCAGCUCCUUCGCCAAUCCCCAGAGUGGCAGCCAAGAGCCAUAAACCCAAGCCAAGCAGCUCUAGUAUCAGCAGUAGCAUAUUUGGAUCAACAACACCAACAAAGUCAAAGAAAUCAAAGAAGGGGCCGAAGAGCAAGAGUGGGCGGUUUAACCUUGAGGCAGAGAAAGGCAACAUGAAGACCAACAUUGCUGAGUCCUCAGUUGCUUCUAUCAACCUCCUCAACGCGUUGCAGAGGAUCAAUCGAGAGGAGGAGCGUGUCUCGGAGAACCAAGCUUGCGUUGCUCAAUUUGAGCGUUGCAAAUUACUCCGAAGGCACAUUCUUCGCUAUAUUCAAAACAUUGAAGCUGAAGAAUGGCUUGGAGCCCUCAUCCAAGCCAACGACCAACUCGUCACCGCGCUCAUGACGUUUGAGCAACUGGACAGCUCCAUCGAUGCAGACAGUGACUCCGACGACGAACUCGCUGAACAGGCACAUGCGUACCGAAUGCUGCAAAAAAAGGGUAAAUCAGUCGACGGGGCAGCUGCAGAACUUGCUGGUUUAAAAAUUAGCCCAGAUUCCGCGGCCCCUGCACCUGCGGCAUCCCCUCGCACUGCGGCACCACCGGUUGUGGAUAACUAUGAUUCAGUCGAGGAAGAAGACGAUGACAACCCGUUCGGAGAUGCAAAUGCAUUGUAGAGUCCGGCGCUGGAGAGAGACGAGCCGAAGUGUGUAUUUGGUUGAUUCAUUUAAUCGUCGGUGUUCGCACCGACCACCCUACAGGUGGUCGGCGAAAGCGAGUUGAAGCCCGAAAGCGAGAUGAAGCCCGCCAGGGGUCUUGUACAUAGCCGAAGAAGAGAUUUACACACAAAUUAUAUACGUUUCUCCCUUUCAUCUAUACACUUGUGACAAAACUGCUUCGUCGUCCUACUUGAAAUCUAAUACAAUGGAUGAUGCCCUCCAAUUCCUCCGCGACAACCCUUCAGAAAAGCCUAUAACCGCUGCACGAAUAUUCAAUAUAAAUGCGAAGACCCUCAAUACGAACCUCCGACGAGCGAAACUCAAAGCCCAGGCACCAAACCCUAUUUACGGAGGCCAGAAUAAGAUACUUUCAGAGGCACAAAUCAAGGCUAUAUACAAAUAUGUAGAGGAUUCAUAUUUUGCGGGCUAUGGGGCGUCAAAAGCGAUGGUUUUUACAGCAAUUGGCCACUUGCGGGCAGCGGAAAUACCGCCUAAACCAGCACCUUCAUGGCGCUGGUUUCAGAGCUUUAUAAAGAGCUCUUCGAUCCUCUUUCGAGUUGUCGAAGCCAAUUGCACGAGUCCGAGUUACGACCCAUGAUAUUUCUGCGGUACAAGACUGGUUUGGAGUGUAUUUGGCAUGGUGUACUCAACACAAUAUCCAGCCACAGGAUAUUUAUAACUUUGGAGACUGGUUUUCGUGUUGGAGUAGCACCAGGGGAGGAUGUAAUAGUUCCUGUAUCUAUUACAGAAGUAUGUAUAAUUCAGUACUUGUAACUUAAUACAAUUAAACUGAC